Molecule: messenger RNA, 1166 nt
Organism: Suillus bovinus
Lineage: Eukaryota; Fungi; Basidiomycota; Agaricomycetes; Boletales; Suillaceae
Exons: 1
Coding region: 296-1009 (237 amino acids)
Molecular function (GO): GTP binding
Source: RefSeq, a predicted model, not a curated record
GUGCACACAGAAAAAACGUUGCCACACCGCCCUUACCCCCAAGGUUUCUCUGCACUACACAGGUUCACCGAUUCUAGUCCAAAUAGUCAUGGCUGUUAUAGCUGCUGUAAUCGUGACAUAUUUUGAAGCCAUCCGGCUGCGGGAUUGGGCGAGUGAGGCGUAAGACAGUGUUAGAAAGGUCCGAGCUGCAUCCUUACAGGAACGAGCGGAAGAAGUCAAACGAGCCAGGCGCACCGCGGAGGAAGUAGCACAACAUACAGGCGCCUAGAAGAACGGGAAUGGGUGGUUGCGGAAGAUGGCCGCAGAGCAAACGAAGCGAAACUCUGUCGAGCGUAAAUGGUUCGAAGGUGUUCGCCUCGAGUAUCACCCUUCAGAACAAGAUAUCAGUCAAAUGAAGGUCAACUAUCACUACAGCCCGGGAUUCAUUCACAUUGCAGUUGUUGGCUCUGCAGGAGCGGGCAAGUCAUCCUUAUCAACGCCGUCUGUGGCUUGUCCAGAAAUGAUCCCAUGGCCGCUCGUACGGGAAUUGUCGAGACCGCUGAUACCGUCACGAGAUACCCUGAUCCAUCCCCGAACUCCCGGGUAUGACAUUCCCGGAUCAGGCACUGCAAAGGUGUCUGAUUGGCAGCACUUCAAUGACAUGGGCCUCUACAUCUUUGAUUGUGUCAUCGUGCUCAUAGACAAUCGUGUUCUGCAAUCUAACCUCGCCAUCCUCCGCGCCUGUGGGCAGUUCAAGAACAUUGAGGCGUACAUUGUUCACUUCAAGUCAGAUCAGUACAUCAACAACACGAUGUCACAAAGUUUCGACCUUUGUGAUCCCGACAGGGACGACGAAACACGUUCUCUUUUACUGCCAACGAGAUUAAAAGAACGACAGAGGUUCGUCGACGAAACGUGUGAAAUGUCCAAAUGGACCUUGAGAGGCACCCUACCACAACAUGCAACGCCUUGGCCUAGCCCCUAUCAAUCGUUCCCAACUGCUUCGAAUCACCAAUCAAGUGCACAUUAGUCUCACACCAUUGAAUGGCCCGAACCCUACCACAACAUGCCUAACCCCUAGCCCAAACUGCUUCGAAUCACCAGGAUCGGAUAAUACCCUGCUCGGCGUGUACAGGUUCAAGGACCCUUUGACGCUCUGAAAAUUUCGUCAGCAUCAAGGACGUCCU